This is a messenger RNA of Macadamia integrifolia, 566 nucleotides long. Its product is annotated as kinesin-like protein KIN-14L. The transcript has 4 exons. The record is from RefSeq and is a predicted model, not a curated record. Gene Ontology annotation, molecular function: microtubule motor activity; ATP binding; microtubule binding. NCBI's taxonomy places the organism in Eukaryota, Viridiplantae, Streptophyta, Magnoliopsida, Proteales, Proteaceae. Gene Ontology annotation, biological process: microtubule-based movement. The coding region runs from base 201 to 566 and encodes 121 amino acids.
GAUUUUAAGUUUGACCUAUGCAUAAGUGCUACCUCAUUUCAGAUCGAGUUGCGCUUGAAGCUGAAGAUAGAAUUUCGCCACUGGUCAAUGAGAAGAAAAGGUUGUUCAAUGACCUGUUUACUGCUAAAGGAAAUAUAAAAGUAUUUUGCUGUACACGGCCCUAUUUGAAGAUGAAGGUACAUCAAUAGUUGAGUUUCCUAAUGAUUUCACCAUCCGUAUUAACACUGGUGUUGAUUCUUUAUCCAAUCCAAAAAUGGAUUUCGAAUUUGAUAGGGCGUAUGGAUCGCAAUGUUGAGCAAGGGGAGCUCUUCCAUGAUGUUCAGCCAUUUGUGCAGUUAGCUUUGGAUGACUAUACUGUUUCUAUAUUUUCUUAUGGGCAAACUCGUUCUAGACAGACACAUACCAUGGAAGGAUCUAGUUAUGAUCGUGGUCUGCAUGUUCGAAGUUUUGAGGAGCUGUUUGAUUUAUCCAACUCAGAUACAACUUCUGCUAUUUGGUUUAAUUUUUAUGUUACAAUAGUUGAGCUCUACAAUGAACAGGUUCCAUUCACUUUCAUGUCUUCUUAG